Molecule: messenger RNA, 1080 nt
Organism: Leptinotarsa decemlineata (Colorado potato beetle)
Lineage: Eukaryota; Metazoa; Arthropoda; Insecta; Coleoptera; Chrysomelidae
Molecular function (GO): RNA binding
Source: RefSeq, a predicted model, not a curated record
AUGGAGAGAGUGAAUUACCCUUUUUUCGACAACUCCAGGACAUUGUACAUUGGAGAAGUACCCCUGGGCAUUUCGGAUGAAGAACUUCAUAGAUAUUACUCAGCAUACGGAGAAAUCAAGACCGUCAUAGUUUCAGCCGAUUCAAAGACGAGCGUAUCUAGAGGUUAUGGAUAUAUACAAUUCAGAUCAGCGGAAUCUAUGAAAGCAGCGCUACAAGGCGAAAAUUUUACAAAAUUGAAUGUCCGUAGUGACUCAGGACAUUCCUGCGGAGUGAGGAAAAGCUAUCCUCUAUCAGACGUUUCCAAAGUGAAUUACCCCUUAUUCGACAACUCCAAGACAUUGUACAUUGGAGAAAUACCUUGGUAUACUUCUGAUGCAGAACUUGAGACUUAUUACUCAGCAUACGGAGGGAUUAAGGCCGUCAUAGUUUUAGCAAAUUCAAGGAUGAGCUGGUCUAGAGGUCAUGGGUACAUAGAAUUCAGAUUAGCAGAAUCUCUAAAAGCAGCACUACAAGGCAAAAAUUUGACCAAAAUGAAUGUCCGUAGUGACUCAGGACAUUCCUACGGAAUGAGGGAAAGCUAUCCUUUAUCAGACGUUUCCAAAGUGAAUUACCCCUUAUUCGACAACUCCAAGACAUUGUACAUUGGAGAAAUACCUCGGGAUACUUCUGAUGCAGAACUUGAGAGUUAUUACUCAGCAUACGGAGGGAUUCAGGCCGUCAUCGUUUUAGCAGAUUCAAGGAUUAGUUGGUCUAGAGGUCAUGGAUACAUAGAAUUCAAAUUAGCGGAAUCUCUAAAGGCAGCGCUACAAGGCAAAAAAAUGACCAGUACAAUUGUUCGUAGUGAUUCCUCCGGUGUAAGUGAAAGCUAUCCUCAAUUGUAUUCUAACAGGACACUUUAUAUUGGUGGAGUGCCUUGGGAGUGUUCUGAUGCAGAACUCCAAGAUUACUAUGAACAGUAUGGCGAAGUAGCUAGCGUUACAGUUGUUGCUAGUUCCAAUAUCAGUGGACAGAGAGGUGACGGAUUUAUCGUUUUCAGGAAGAAUGAAGAUUUGAAAAGAGCAUUAGCAAACGAAGCAUGA